CGUUGGAAUGUGGGUGAUCGAUAAACCAGUUGUAGUGAUACGGUCAUUGGAUAUCAUCAAGCAGAUUUUAAUAAAGGAUAUUACAACUUUUCCCGAUCGAAACAUUACUUAUGAAGAGGAAAACAAUCCUAUAAUGGCUAACAUGUUGUUCUUUUCCAAAAAUCCACAGUGGAGAUAUUUACGACAGAAAAUGUCACGCAUGUUUACGACGUUAAAACUGAAAGACAUGAUUUUCUUAAUGAACAAGAAUGGAGAUGACAUGUUACACCAUAUGCAGGAAGCUACUUGUGAAGUCUACGAUCUCAAAGACGUAUCGAUGAAGUAUACGGUAGAUGCUAUAACCUCUAUAGGUUUUAGUAUUAAUGCUAUGUGUUUUGAAAAAGAUGACUCCAAAUUUAAUUCCGUCGCUGGAGAUUUAUUUUCACCAACUCAAGAAAAUUAUGCACGAUUUAUUAGUCACUUCCUUAUGCCAAGAAUUUCCAACUGGUUACAAGUAACUUUCUUCAAUCUAAAACAUCUAGAGUUCCUAAAAACAGCAGCUUGGGAUAUUAUAAAUAAAAGAAUUAAAUAUUCUGCUAAGGGAAAUGAUUUGAUUAGCAUGUAUAUAGAUUGGAUGAAACUUGAAUCUUCGAAUGGAUAUAAAUUUGAGGGAGAUAGAGUUUCAAGUCAAGCCGUGCAAUUAUUUGUGGCUGGAUUUGAAACAAUAAGUUCAACUAUUGCUUUCACUUUGUACGAGAUAAGUUUCAACCAAACAAUACAAGACAAAUUGCGUGAAGAAAUCCAAUCAAAAUAUUUAUUUGGGACUGAAGUUACAUACGAAUUAAUAAAGGAUUUAACUUAUUUAGAUCAAGUUAUUUCAGAAACUCUGAGAAAAUAUCCGGUUUUACCAUUUUUGGACAGGCGAUGUAAUUCCGAUUUCAAAAUACCAAACAGCGAUUAUGUAAUUGAAAAUGGGAUUUCUGUUUAUAUUUCUAUUUUUGGUUUGCACUACGAUCCGGAAUAUUUUCCGAAUCCUCAUGUAUACGAUCCAGAGCGAUUCUCACCGGAAAACAUCAAAUCCAUCAAUCUUGAUGCCUACAUUCCGUUUGGAAUUGGGCCCAGAAAUUGUGUCGGUAAAAGACUUGGACUGAAUGGGACUAAAAUUUGCUUAAUAAAAUUAUUAAGUGAGUACAAGGUGGAAACGUGUCCGGAGACAGCGAAGAAUAUUGAUUUUCAUCCCAUGAGUUUCACAAUUGCACCAAAAAUUGGAUUAAAAUUGAAAUUUACAAAAGCAGAAGGUGCUGGAAGAAGGAGCGAAAGAGAUGGAGAUGCGGAGGACGACAUACCACUAACACUACCACCACAACCGAUCCGGAUCUCGGAUCUGGGAUCUGCAUCGCAAAUCAAGCAGCUUCUACAUUAA
Molecule: messenger RNA, 1402 nt
Organism: Nicrophorus vespilloides
Lineage: Eukaryota; Metazoa; Arthropoda; Insecta; Coleoptera; Silphidae
Product: probable cytochrome P450 6w1
Exons: 5
Coding region: 8-1402 (464 amino acids)
Molecular function (GO): heme binding; iron ion binding; monooxygenase activity
Source: RefSeq, a predicted model, not a curated record